UUUUUUUUUUUAUUAUUAUUCUUCUUUAAUUUUAUAUAACAUGGGGCUUCGUGACUCUUUAGAUACUUUUGUUCAUGGUGGUGUACAAAGACCUGAAUCAUAUGAAAGAAAAAAGAAUUAUCAAUUUAGAGAAGAAUUAGGAAGUGGAUCAUAUGGUUAUGUUAAAAAGGCUAUUCGUAUUCAAGAUAAUAAACAAGUAGCUAUUAAAAUCAUCCCAAAGUCAAAAGUGAAAGGUCAUUUUGAUAUGGUUUACUCCGAAAUGAAAGUCCUGGAAAGUCUUUCACAUCCUAAUAUUAUUGGAUUUUAUGACUGGUUUGAAUCUCGAGAAAAGUUCUACUUGGUAUUUGAAUUAGCUACUGGAGGUGAAUUAUUCGAAAGGUUAUUUGAAAGAGGCAAAUUUACAGAGAAAGAUGCUAUUCCAAUCAUGAGAUCAGUAUUGAAAGGAAUUGAAUACCUUCAUCAACAUAAAAUUGUACACAGAGAUAUGAAGCCUGAAAACUUAUUAUUUAAAACACCAGAGUCUACAUCAGAUUUAGUCAUUUGUGAUUUUGGUAUCGCUAAAGUCAUUAAUGAUAAUGAAAUAGGAUUGAAGACUAUUUGUGGAUCUCCUGGUUAUGUUGCUCCUGAAGUACUUUUGAAAAAGCCAUAUAGCUAUCCAGUAGAUAUUUGGGGAGUCGGAGUAAUUACAUAUACAGUCCUUUGUGGUUAUCAGCCUUUUCAAGGUGACGAUAACAUUGAAAUGAUGGAUGAUAUUAUUCAUGGUCGAUAUGAAUUUCAUGAAAGAUAUUGGAGAAAUGUAUCCCCUACUGCUCGUGCAUUUAUUAGAAAAUGUCUUUCAUUAGACCCAAAUGACAGACCAACUGCAACUGAAGCUUUAAAUGAUAUAUGGAUGACGGGUGAUGAAGCUAAGGACAUCGAUAUCUUAAAUACUGUACGUGAAAACUUUAAUGCGCGUCGAACUUUUAAGAGCGCAGUUAGAGCUAUUAGUGCAGUAAAUCAUAUCAGAAAUAAUUCCUUAUUAAAGAUGGAUAAAGAACAAAAAGAAUCGGCUGCAACUACAUUAGCCAUCCCUACUGUAACAAACACUUUGGAUAUUAACACAAACGAUAUUUCUCGAGCAAAAACAACGCAAUAACUAUAAAUAAUAUAAUUUUGAUAUUCUAGCGAGAAAAAAAGAAAAAUAAUCCUUUUUUUUUCCCUUAAAAAGCAAUUUAGAUGAAUAUGCAUUAAUUAAAAUAAAUCAAAAUAAAUUAAAAGUUUUCAUUUUUUUUGUUAAAAAAAUACAAGCCUAAAAAUCAAUAUUCUUAGACUGUGGAAAGGAUACUAAAAAUUAGGGUAAACUUCUUAUGCUCCCCGCAUCCACGGAAAUCUUUAGUAAAAGGCGAAAGAUUUAUCCGAUAUGA
Cokeromyces recurvatus is the source of this 1403-nucleotide messenger RNA. RefSeq names its product kinase-like domain-containing protein. The transcript has 9 exons. The record is from RefSeq and is a predicted model, not a curated record. Bases 41 to 1135 code for a protein of 364 amino acids. Gene Ontology annotation, biological process: cellular response to oxidative stress; protein phosphorylation. Gene Ontology annotation, molecular function: calcium/calmodulin-dependent protein kinase activity; ATP binding. Lineage: Eukaryota; Fungi; Mucoromycota; Mucoromycetes; Mucorales; Mucoraceae.